Pseudoliparis swirei is the source of this 3042-nucleotide messenger RNA. RefSeq names its product solute carrier family 25 member 35 (gene slc25a35). The transcript is spliced from 5 exons. The record is from RefSeq and is a predicted model, not a curated record. Lineage: Eukaryota; Metazoa; Chordata; Actinopteri; Perciformes; Liparidae. Bases 116 to 1012 code for a protein of 298 amino acids.
CAUGUGUGUGCGUGUGUGCAGUUAAUGAGCAGAGGAGACGCAGCUGAGCACAGCUCCCCGGACACGACGGACAGGCCGGGCUGGUAGCAGGACUGAACCCCGCCGGACGGUCGCGAUGGAUUUCGUGCUGAGUGGCGCGGCGGCGUGCGGCGCCUGUCUGUUCACCAACCCGCUGGAGGUCGUUAAAACGCGAAUGCAGCUCCAGGGAGAGCUGAAGAGCCGGGGCUCGUACCAAGUGUAUUACCGCAACGUUUUCCACGCGUUUUACACAAUCGGCAAAGUGGACGGCCUGGCCGGCUUACAGAAAGGACUGGCUCCCGGGCUCGUCUAUCAGUUUUUUAUGAAUGGAAUCCGGCUCGGCUCGUACGCCGUCAUUGAGUCCGCUGGAUACAUCCACACCAAUGGAAGGGUCAGCGCGGCUAAAACCACGUUGGCAGGGGCUGUGGCUGGAGUGGUGGGAGCCGUGGUCGGAAGCCCCGUGUACUUGGUUAAGACUCAUAUGCAGAGUCAGUCUACCUCCUCGAUUGCAGUUGGACAUCAGCAUAAACACAAGGGGAUGAUCCUCGCUCUGUCAGCCAUCUAUAAGCAGCAUGGCAUUCUGGGACUGUGGAGGGGCUCUAGUGCUGCUGUGCCACGGGUCAGCGUGGGAUCGGCUGCACAACUCUCCACCUUCUCCUCCUCCAAGGAGCUUGUGGUUGACCUACAGGUGUUCCCGAAGGACAGCGGGUUGGUGGCCCUCUGUGCCGGCAUGAUCAGCAGCGUGGUGGUGGUGAUGGCCAUGACACCUUUUGAUGUGGUGAGCACGCGGCUCUACAACCAGCCCGUGGAUCCUUUGGGCCAGGGGCAGUUUUAUAAAGGAUUCGCUGACUGCUUUUCUCAGACGCUGAGGAAGGAAGGCUUAAUGGGACUCUACAAAGGCUUGGGAGCCUCUUAUUUCCGGCUCGGCCCACACACCAUUCUAUCUUUGUUCUUCUGGGAUGAACUGCGCAAAGUGUACCAGCAGUGCAGAUAGCACCAGGAAAAUGGGUAACUCAUUGGGCUCCGAGUGCGUCGGCUCCACGGGUCCUCGUUUAAUGAAGGUACUAUUAUAUACAGGACUGUCUCAGAAAAUUAGAAUAUUGUGAUAAAGUUCUUUAUUUUCUGUAAUGCAAUUAAAAAAUUAUUAAAAGAAUAAAAGGCUUGCAAUAUUUCAGUUGAUUUGUAAUGAAUCCAGAAUGCAUGACAUUUUUGUUUUUUUAAUUGCAUUACAGAAAAUAAAGACUUAUCACAAUAUUCUAAUUUUCUGAGACAGUCCUGUAUAUAUAUAUAUGGUGAGGAAAAACUAGGAGACGGCCAUCUUUCCUGAUGAGCAAGAGCAAAGGUCAUAUUUCACACUCCGAUAAGAAAACACUUCUGUACGUUGUAAAUUGACAGGAAUAAGGUGAAAGUGUCAACGCCUCAUAUGUGCACAGAUAUGAUGAUGACCUGCAUAGGAACUUGUGCGCUUAUUUUUUUUUUAUAGGGAUAGGUGCGUAAAUACAAUUGUUACUGAAAAGAUUAAUGGUAUAUAGCAUUUGCCUUUAUGAGCUAAUUUGCAUCGUGUAUUCUAUUCUAAAAGAAUAAUUACACGGUGUAGUAGAAAAAACACGAGGAAACCCAAACAAUGAAGAGAUAACACUAACAAACAGGUUUUACCACGUCAACGAGGACAUUUAGGAGGCUUGCUACGUGUUGACAUAACACAGAUAUGUUUAACAUCUAAUAAAAUGUUAUUGCCAAUACAUUUCUUUCAUGUUGCUGAGAGUUAACUCAGCUGUUAUCCUGACAGACGUCGGUUUCUGUUUAUAUUAUACAUCACGAUUUAUAUUAAAACAAAAAACUAAAUUAGUUGUGUGUUAUUGUCUGUGUGCUACAUAAAUCUGUUAAGUAAGCAUUUAAAAACAUUUCCCUUUCUAACAAUUACUUUAUUUAAUAGAAUUAAGACCAUCCUAAUGAUUCAUUGACAUCAUAUUUCAGCUCAGGAGUUUUUCGUCAAAAAUUCUUGAAUAGAUCAUUGACUGAGUAUUUAGAUAUUGUAGUAAGUCAAGUUAUGAUGUCAACUAGAUUUUGGCUUGGCAAGAUAAAUUGGCUUUAAAGUCAUUUACAUAUAUAUUUUACAUUCUCCAGGUCAGCAUGAGCAUACAGCAGCAUUACUGGCUUAAUAUUAAAGAGUAAAUACUUGUAGACUGAGAAAAGACAGAUGGUACCUAAGUUUAUUUUGUAAUAUGAAGUUGCUCUCCUGAUAUUUUUAUAUUCUCCAAGAACGUUUGUUCUCUUGAUGUUAUGAGGCCCAUUUGUACAGCAAGUGAAGUAUGUGGUUUAUUCUGAGUAAUCUAGUGGACAAGGGAACUGUAUCUAACGGCAGUAUCAGCUGUUUAAUUUAUCCAAUCAAACCAGAUUAGAAACCAGACUGUGAACAUUUACAGGAGAUUUUUUUCAGGGGUGAACAACUUGAACAAUCGCACCUGAUUCCUAACAUGGUAUAUUUAGCUAUGCCAUUAUGAUAAAGCCAUUUCUGUUUAUUUGUGUGAAUGGAAACCUGUUAAGUGGUCGACAAUGACUACAAAUGGAAUAGUUGGUGGCUAGUUUAUAUAAAUGAGACCAGAGAAGUAAAAAGUCUGAAAUUAAAGACACAUUGGGGAAGGAAGGAUAACAAUGUUAAAUACAAGCAAAAUGCUUAUGUUAGUUUUGCUACUUUUCUUUUGAAAUUGCUCUGUCCUUUUGCAGAUUGCUCCAAUCUGAGGACUUGUGAAGGUUACAUGCAGCAGCUCGGUUAUGUUUCAUGAAUGUGUGACAGAAUUAACUUCCUGUUAUGGACAGCCACUUUUUUUUUUUACAUUUUAAUUGACCAUUGUGUUGUCACCUUGUUUCAUGUGGACUGAAUUGAAUAUAAGACGAGAGGAAUCUACAUUUUCAAUCAUAUGUUGCUCAACCCACAUCAGCUGCCUGAUCAUUGUGUUCAGGCAGCUUGUAACUUCAAGUUAAUUUCCUUUAAGUUUACAAGAAUAAAUCAUGUGAUCAUUA